CCAACGGCCGCGGGCCUGGCGGGGCCGGAGCUGCCGAGGUGGGGCCGGAGGCGGCCCCGCUCCGCUCCCGGGGACCGGCACCGAACUGAUUUUGGGGUGUUGGCGUAAAACCCCUCCAGCGUUUUACCGCUUCUCUGCGCAUUUUUUAGCCAGUGUCCAGAAUCCACCAUGGACUAUCUCACCAAGCUCCUCGGCGUCGUGGCUGGAGUCGCGUGUGGCCUGUGCCUAGGAUGGGGCAUCCGUGGGAAGCUCCUGAGGAAGCGCAGAGCGGGAACACCUACACCUCCCAACAGCCUGGAGGGCGAGGCGGACGUCAUGGCAGAGUCCGGGGAGUUCAAGAUGGUGCUGAUCGUGCGCCAGGACCUCAAGAUGGGCAAGGGCAAAGUGGCAGCCCAGUGUUCCCACGCUGCUGUCUCUGCCUACAAGCAAGUGGAGAGAAGGAAUCCCGAGCUCCUGAAGCAGUGGGAGUACUGUGGGCAACCCAAAAUAGUCCUCAAAGCUCCUGAUGAGGAGACUCUGGCCCAGCUCCUGGCUGAGGCAAAGCGCCUGGGACUGACCGUGAGCUUGAUCCAGGAUGCUGGGCGUACUCAGAUAGCUCCAGGCUCCAGGACCGUCCUCGGCAUCGGACCAGGGCCAGCUGAUGUCAUAGAUAAAGUCUCUGGUCACCUUAAACUCUUCUAAACUAGGACCAAAAAAGUUGAUGUAUGUCAGUACUGAAGGGUUACAAUCCCAAGUUUGGGCAUUUUUCCAUAUGCUCUCAGUUUAAAUAAAAUAAGCAAGUUUUGUAAGGUUUAAAUUUGUAAA
Messenger RNA from Corapipo altera (White-ruffed manakin), 804 nucleotides. It is a transcript of the gene PTRH2, whose product is annotated as peptidyl-tRNA hydrolase 2. Gene Ontology annotation, molecular function: peptidyl-tRNA hydrolase activity. Bases 169 to 681 code for a protein of 170 amino acids. Gene Ontology annotation, biological process: negative regulation of anoikis; positive regulation of anoikis. The transcript has 2 exons. The record is from RefSeq and is a predicted model, not a curated record. Gene Ontology annotation, cellular component: mitochondrion; cytosol. NCBI's taxonomy places the organism in Eukaryota, Metazoa, Chordata, Aves, Passeriformes, Pipridae.